Octodon degus (degu) is the source of this 1300-nucleotide messenger RNA. RefSeq names its product lysine methyltransferase 5A (gene Kmt5a). The transcript has 7 exons. The coding region runs from base 128 to 1015 and encodes 295 amino acids. The record is from RefSeq and is a predicted model, not a curated record. Lineage: Eukaryota; Metazoa; Chordata; Mammalia; Rodentia; Octodontidae. Gene Ontology annotation, molecular function: histone H4K20 methyltransferase activity; protein binding.
GCAGUUGGUUACAGUUGUUGCAACUUUUUUCGAAAGCUCGGUUUCCCGGGAGAUCCCAGGCGGUGACAGAGCCCGGCAAUGGCGAGAGGAGAACGUAUUCGCCGGGCAGUCAAAGAUCUAUUCCUACAUGAGCCCAAACAAAUGCUCUGGAAUGCGUUCCCCCCUUCAGGAAGAGAACUCAGUUGCACAUCAUGAAGUCAAAUGCCAGGGGAAGCCAUUAGCUGGGAUCUACAGGAAACGAGAAGAGAAAAGAAAUGCUGGGAAUGCAAUACGAAGUGCUGUAAAGUCUGAGGAACAGAAACUCAAAGACGCCAGGAAAGGUCCCCUGGCCCCUUUUCCAAACCAAAAAUCUGAAGCAGCAGAACCUCCAAAAACUCCAACCUCGUCUUGUGAUUCUACCAAUGCAGCCAUCACCAAGCAAGCCCUGAAAAAGCCUCUCAAGGGCAAACAGGCACCUCGGAAAAGAGCUCAAGGGAAAACACAACAGAAUCGCAAACUCACAGACUUCUACCCGGUCCGGAGAAGUUCCCGGAAGAGCAAAGCCGAGCUACAGUCGGAAGAAAGGAAAAGAAUCGAUGAGUUGAUCGAGAGCGGGAAGGAGGAAGGCAUGAAGAUUGACCUCAUCGAUGGCAAAGGCAGGGGUGUGAUUGCCACCAAGCAGUUCUCUCGGGGUGACUUCGUGGUAGAGUACCAUGGGGACCUCAUUGAGAUCACUGAUGCCAGGAAGCGGGAGGCUCUGUACGCGCAAGACCCCUCCACGGGCUGCUACAUGUACUACUUUCAGUAUCUCAGCAAAACCUACUGCGUGGAUGCCACAAGGGAAACGAACCGCCUGGGCCGGCUGAUCAACCACAGCAAGUGCGGGAACUGCCAGACCAAGCUGCAUGACAUCGACGGCGUGCCGCACCUCAUCCUCAUCGCCUCCCGUGACAUCGCAGCCGGGGAGGAGCUGCUGUAUGACUACGGGGACCGCAGCAAGGCAUCCAUCGAGGCCUACCCGUGGCUGAAGCACUGACCGCCCGCCAGCCCACGCUCUUCAAGGACAAAGUGCCCUCAAAGGGAAAUGGGGUGUUUUUGUUUUUCUUUUUACACAAUUAAUCUUAGCAGAUUACUUCAGAUGUUUUUUUAAAAAAAAAAAAAAAAAAGUAUAUUAAGAUGCCUUUUCACUGUAGUAUUUAAAUAUCUGUUACAGGUUUCCAAGGUGGACUUGAACAGAUGGCCUUAUAUUACCAAAACUUUUAUAUCCUAGUUGAUUUUGUACCUUUUUUGCAUACAAGUCGAACGUUUGUGCUUCCGUGCA